Molecule: messenger RNA, 1056 nt
Organism: Aricia agestis (brown argus)
Lineage: Eukaryota; Metazoa; Arthropoda; Insecta; Lepidoptera; Lycaenidae
Gene: twi
Product: twist-related protein 1-like
Exons: 1
Coding region: 73-831 (252 amino acids)
Biological process (GO): regulation of transcription by RNA polymerase II; developmental process
Molecular function (GO): DNA-binding transcription factor activity, RNA polymerase II-specific; protein dimerization activity; RNA polymerase II transcription regulatory region sequence-specific DNA binding
Source: RefSeq, a predicted model, not a curated record
GGACGGGUAGGGGCGGGCCGGCUCAGUUCGUUAUCGAGAUCGGGUGCGGGUUCGACGUGUACAGUAGACGCUAUGAGUUACGACAGCUGCGACAACAGGAUACCCAUCAAGCGCGAGUACGAUUUAGAUGAGGAGCACCGCUUCUUCUACGCGCCAGUCGAGAUAAAAGGGGAGGCCGAGAUGCAGGAGUUUGCUUCCUCGUCGCCCACGCACCUGAUUGACCUCAGCAACCCCGAGAGACCGCAGAUGCAGUGGACGAACGUCACCUACCUCGACGAAAGGGAGAUGCAGCAGCACAGGUAUCCACCCUACGACCCGCUGAGCGUAGACCGUCAGAGGCAGUUCUCCAAAAGCUUCUAUUUCGACGACUCCAACUCGCAAGACAACUACUACGAGUCACCUGAGGUGCCUUCGGAGACCGACUACAGGGGCUCCGUCGACGAAAACAACGAGACCGAGGAGCAGAGGAGAUCGAGGAAGCGAGCUAGCAAGUCCCGGAAGAAGACGCAGUCAUACGAGGAAAUGCAAAUACAGCGGGUAAUGGCCAACGUAAGGGAGCGGCAGAGGACGCAAAGUCUGAACGAGGCGUUUGCGAGUCUGCGACAGAUCAUACCAUCUUUGCCGAGCGAUAAACUCUCCAAGAUUCAAACUUUGCAGCUCGCCACGCAGUACAUCGAGUUUUUAUACCAGAUUUUGUCAAACGGCGACUCCGCGGCCAGUGAUAUCAGUGAUUCGGGGAGUGAGCACGGGAAAUAUUUAGCCCAGGAUAAACUGAGCUAUGCCUUUUCCGUCUGGCGAAUGGAAGGCGAGUGGACGAACGGACAGUCGUGAUAGACGUAUGUACAGAAUAUUCCAUAGUGUCUAAAUCUGAAUAGUUGAAGAUGUUUAUUGAUUUGUUAUUUUAUGAAAAUGUGAUACUUUAAUGAAAACUAUCGCUAAUUGUUACUUAGAUAAGGUGGAACAUACAGCAGCAGACCAAAAAUAAUUUUAGGUUGUAUUUAAUUCUUAUAUUAUUAAGAGACAAUAAUUAUAAAAUAUUGUGUAAGACAUUUUUAU